Messenger RNA from Ilex paraguariensis (yerba mate), 1473 nucleotides. NCBI's taxonomy places the organism in Eukaryota, Viridiplantae, Streptophyta, Magnoliopsida, Aquifoliales, Aquifoliaceae. The record is from the annotation of a GenBank genome assembly.
AUUACAGGAACACCACGCGCCGCCGCCAUGGUGCGCCGCCGCAUCCUUGUUGUAACAUAUCCGGCACAAGGCCACAUCAAUCCAUCUCUCCAAUUCGCCAAGCGACUCAUUCAGACGGGCAUGGAGGUCACUUUCGUCACCAGCCUCUCCGCCCGCCGCCGCAUCACCAAAACCACUGGACCACCAAAGGAUUUCAACUUCGCCGCCUUCUCUGACGGCUAUGAUGAUGAUGAUUCCAAACGAAGUAAUACUGAUCCCAAAAAAUACCAGUUAGAGAUCAAGAACCGUGGAUCACAAACUCUCAGGGAAAUCAUCAAAGCUAGUGCCAAUGAAGGCCGUCCGAUCACUUGUUUGGUCUACAGCCUCCCCCUCCCCUGGGCUGCAAAGGUGGCGCGUGAGUUUCACAUCCCAUAUGCACUUCUUUGGAUUCAAUCAGCCACAGUUUUGGAUAUAUAUUACUAUUACUUUAAUGGCUGUUUUGAUAUCACUGUCGAAAAUUGCAAAGACCCAUUAUGGUCUAUUGAGCUACAAGGACUGCCGUUGGUAAAAAGCCAUGACCUUCCCUCUUUUAUACUUCCUACAAACUCAGAAAUGUUCAUCAAUGCUCUCCAAUUAUUUAAAGAGCAGGUUGAAGCACUAGAUGAAGAAACCAACCCAAUAGUUCUUGUUAACUCUUUCGAUGCACUAGAACCAGAGGCCUUAAAAGCCAUCGAUAAGUACAAUUUGAUUGGGAUUGGGCCGCUAAUUCCUUCUGCCUUCUUAGAUGGAAAAGACCCAUCAGACACUUCUUUUGGGGGUGACCUUUUUGAGAAAUCAAACGCGUAUACCGAGUGGUUGAACUCGAAGCCUAAAUCAUCGGUUGUUUACGUAUCAUUUGGAAGCAUUUUGUCUCUACCAAAGAGGCAAAUGGAAGAGAUCGCACGAGGGUUGUUAGAGAGUUGCAGGCCAUUUUUGUGGGUGGUUAGAGCGAAGGAGAACGGAGAAGAGGAGAGAGAAGAAGGUAAACUAAGUUGCAUGGAGGAAUUGGAGCAACAAGGGAUGGUAGUGCCAUGGUGUUCUCAAUUGGAGGUAUUAUCACACCCUUCACUGGGGUGUUUUGUCACACACUGUGGGUGGAAUUCUACGUUGGAGAGCUUGGUUUCUGGGGUUUCGGUGGUGGCGUUUCCUCAUUGGUCCGAUCAGACGACCAACGCGAAAAUGAUUGAAGAUGUGUGGAAGACAGGGGUGAGGGUGAAGCCAAGUGGAGAAGAAACUGUUGAGGGUGAUGAGCUUAAGCAAUGUAUAGAGAUGGUUAUGGGAGGUGGAGAAAGAGGAGAAGAAAUGAGGAGAAAUGCUCAAAGAUGGAAAGAUUUGGUGAGGGAAGCAGUGAAGGAAGGUGGAUCUUCGAACAAAAACCUCAAGGCUUUUGUCCAAGAGAUCAGAGAAGAUAGUCAGUGAUUGUAAUCUGUACCCUAUUUUGUUGUAGCUUGCAGG